Drosophila persimilis is the source of this 1287-nucleotide messenger RNA. RefSeq lists its product as uncharacterized. Bases 29 to 1279 code for a protein of 416 amino acids. The transcript has 5 exons. Lineage: Eukaryota; Metazoa; Arthropoda; Insecta; Diptera; Drosophilidae. The record is from RefSeq and is a predicted model, not a curated record.
GCGAAAGAAUCAACACAGUUCUCCUAAGAUGCCGCCACAGACCAAGGACGAAGGGGAAUGCAGCGAAGCUAACCAAAUUCCGGAAUGGGUGAAACCAGAGGUCUUUCAGGAUCUCCUAAAACAGCAGGUUAAGGAUUAUAAGCAAACAAAAUCCUUGAGAACCAGCGCAGGUGUCGCUAAGGGGGAAAACUAUGCCACCAUAAUGCUGAGAGUUGAGUUGGAUGUAGAGACUGAAGAUAAAUCCAAGGUCACAAAGGCCUAUAUGCUGAAGACCCCCCACGACACAGACUCCUAUCGAAAACUAUUGCAAAAAUCGAAUAUAUUCGAUAUAGAGCGCGGAAUGUACAUGAAAGUGGUUCCCGAACUGGAGCAAAUGUAUCGUGAUGUGGGUUUCGAGGUGAAGUUCGGCGCUGACGCCUAUGAGAUCCCCUCCAGCGACUACUAUGUUUUGUUGGAAGACCUGAAGCCCCAAGGAUUUAGAAAUGCCGAUCGUCUACAGGGUUUGGAUCAAGCUCAUACCGAGAGUGCUCUGCGGAAACUCGCUCAAUGGCAUGCCGCAUCGGCAGUCCGUGUGGAUACCAAGGGAGCAUACGAGGAGAAAUACACGAAAGGAUUGUUCAAGAGCCCAGAAAUAGUUCAUGCCUUGUUUGACGGCAGCAUGAAGACGUUGCUGAAGUACAUAGAACACUAUGAGGGGCGCGAGACGUACUUAAACGAUUUGCUAAAUAUCUCGAAAAAACUAGGGGAUAUGGCGGCUGACAUAAGCGAAGCGAAACCUGAUGAGUUCAAUGCUCUCAAUCAUGGAGAUGCUUGGAGCAAUAACAUUAUGUUUCAGUACAACGAUAAAAAUGAAAUAUCGAAUACAUAUUUUGUGGAUCUUCAAUUGCCAAAAUGGGGAACAGUGGCACAGGAUUUGUACUACAUCCUCAUAUCGUCAACAAGUUUGGACAUAAAAACAUCGAAAUUUGAUUAUUUCAUUUGGUUUUAUCAUUCAGAACUCGUUAAGCACCUCCAAUUGCUGAAAUAUUCAAAGCCUUUGCCCACACUUAGAAGCAUUCACAAUGAUCUUUCCAAGUAUAGUGGUUGGGGCUUGGUUUGCUGCAUAUCUAUAAUGGGAUUCGUUUUACUGGAUCCCAUACUGGAUGAUGAUGGUGAUUUCGAUCAAAUUCUUAGAGGCGAAGACAGUAAUUUUAAGAAGUCAAUGUUCACAAAUCCCAGAUACAUAAAGCAUGUGAAUUCCAUCCUGCCAUGGCUGCAGCAUCGUGGGGCAAUGGAAUAGUAAUAUAA